UGUCUGCCUCGCUGUUCACCAGAGAAGCGGAGAAAGUUAUUGAAGGUAUCAUGCCACAUAAGUGGGAGAACGAUAGGAAAAAGAGCAGCACCACCAGCUCUCUGAAGAUGGAUCGAAAGAGCAAUGCUGGGAACAGGAAGUCAAGAAAGUUUCGCUCCAUUUCUAGAUCACUUAUAUUGUGCAAUGCCAAAAACAGUGAUGAUGGGUCAAGUCCUGAUGAGAAAUGCCCUGAUCCCUUUGACAUCUCUACUAGCUGGGGUCAAGAGGAUUUUGACUGCUGCCCUAGAACACAACUGCAAUGCACAACAGAGACAGAAGACAGCCCACUUGAUCCUCCACGUGUGAUCACCAGCGUAGUCCAGUCCAAGGCUGCAGCAAAUGAGAACUGCAACAACAUGAGAAGAAAGUUACUCAUCAAGGACAGCUGCAUCUGCAGAUUGUGUACAACCACAGGGAACAGCAGCUCAGCAAUCAAGCUCUCUAGGAAUCCAAACUGUGCACCUCUCUGGAAAGGGUUCACAGGCUGCAAGGUACCUGCUGGAAGCACAGCAAACAGGGAUGGUUGUCUGAGCCCAAGGGACGAACUAUUAACACUAAAUGGACAAUCACUUAAAGAUCUGUCUGGCAAAGAGGCUGAAACUCUCAUUCAGUCAUCAACACGGCUGGUGAACAUAGUGAUGGCUAGCAAAGAAACGUCAACCUGUAAGGAAAGACCUUUGGAAAUACAAAACAGUUGUUUUCUUCACAGUAAAGCCACAUGUCAACGGACUCGCAGUAACUCAACCAGCAUAAACCCAUACUGGACAGGGGAGACAGACUGCACAGCACCCCGGAAAGCCGUGCCCUUCAGAGAUCGGCAGCCCCACGCUCUCCAUACCAGUCGGAAAUCACUUUCCCAACAGCUGGACUGCUCUGGAGGGAGAACCCCAGCAAUUUCAAGGCCGUCUAGAUCACUAAGUACAGCACAGCUAGUGCACACAUCUUGUGGCUCACAGGCUUCAGUAAUCUCAAACAUCGUACUGAUGAAAGGACAAGGGAAGGGUCUGGGCUUCAGCAUUGUUGGAGGGAAAGACAGCAUUUAUGGGCCAAUAGGCAUCUAUGUCAAAACCAUCUUUCCUGGUGGAGCUGCUGCUGCUGAUGGAAGGCUACAAGAAGGUGAUGAAAUCCUAGAACUGAAUGGAGAAUCAAUGCAUGGAUUAACACAUUAUGAUGCUCUACAAAAAUUCAAGGCCAAAAAGGGUCUUCUGACGCUUACAGUCCGGACAAGCUUCAGCACACCACAUUCUGCUUCCAGCUACUUGUCACCCCACUUAUGCCAGUCACUGAGCUCUAGUAUAUGCAUAACCAAAGAAAACAGCUCUUUCAGUUCAGAAAGCACAACAUUCUCAUUAAAUGCUACAAAGCCCAAUGACAGGGUAGUAAUGGAAGUUAGCCUCAACAAAGAGCCAGGUGUUGGCCUUGGAAUUGGGUUAUGUAGCGUCCCCUACUUCCAGUGUAUUUCAGGGAUUUUUAUUCACACCCUUUCACCAGGUUCUGUGGCGCAUAUGGAUGGGAGACUCAGGUGUGGAGAUGAAAUUAUUGAAAUUAAUGAAGCAUCAGUACAAAAUAUGACCCUUAAUGAAGUUUAUGCCGUGCUGAGUCACUGUGAUCCCGGUGCAGUGCAAAUUAUUAUCAGCAGACACCCUGAACCACAGGUAUCUGAGCAACAGCUAAAAGAAGCUGUUGCACAAGCUGUGGAAAGCAACAGAUUUGGAAGGGAUAGACACCAAUGGAAUACUGAAGGUAAGGAAAAACUAGACACAAGCUGGCAUGGAAGACACCCAUGUGAAAAACAUAUUGAAAAGAACGCUGCUUAUUGCAACCGCAGGGCACAGAAGCUAAUGACCCGCUCCAGCAGUGACAGCAGCUACAACCCUCGGUCCUUGUGUAAUAAUGGAGCUGCAUACCAACUGUGUGACUUGAAAGAAAGGGUACAUAGCAUUGAUGUACCAAUUACAAGACAGCCUGGCCUGCUGUACUCAUUGUCUGGAAAUAAUUUGGAGAGAAAUUCCCCUCCUACUUGUAGUGAAGGAGGUCGACCCUUGCAAAAUGCUAAGAAACCAACAGAGAUUCUUGUUAGAAAACCUAAAUCAUCAAAGCCCAAACCUCCACCAAGGAAAUACUUUAAGCAAGACUGCACAGGAAAUGACCAGUAUAAUGCAGACAGAAAUGAAAAGCUUGUAUCCGAAGUGGCUGUAUCACCUUCUGCAAACCUUCAGGAAGUUAGAGAACCAAUGCUAGAGGGACAUCAAACAGACGUAACUCACAGUGUCUUCACCACUUCUCCUACAGCAUAUCAUGCUGAACACACAGCUGCUGUUCCGGCGGGCAGAGAUCAAGAAAGAAAAGCAAAUUUAGGAAGUCUACUUUCAUCAAUACAAAGGCCUGUACUUAAGAGGCAAGCACGUGUAGAUUAUACUCUUGAUACAACAACAGAAGACCCUUGGGUUAAGAUUUCUGACUGCAUAAAAAGCUUAUUUAAUCCUACAAUGAGUGAAGACAACAGCCACUUAGAUUUGCAACCUGGCAUCAACACAAAUGAAGAAAAUCAAAACCGAAGCAGCUCAGAGGCGGUUCUGCAGAAAUCAGAAUCAGAAAUAGUCAGUUCAAAAGUGCUAAAAUCAGAUGAAAAUGACAUUGUGAAAAAGGGUCCUCCUGUUGCACCUAAGCCAGCCUGGUUUCGCCAAAGUCUGAAAGGACUGAGGAAAGCAAAUUCAGACCUGAAAACACAGGCAGAUCAAAGUCCUCCUGGCCUUCAGAGUAUUUCCACCAAAGAACUGCAAUCCAGUUUAUCCUGUCUCUCUUCCAGGGGAUCAUCAAUAAAACAAAGAAUAAGCUCAUUUGAAUCUUUGAGUGCUCCGCAGUCACCUGAAAAAGUACACCGAAGGCUUAGCCUGAAAACAUCUGUCCAGAAAGAGCACCCUCCCAGCCCAAAAGGGUCAGAGGGGUCUCCAACCCAUUUAAACCAAGCCUUUCUCCAAUGCUCAGAAAAUAGCCAACAACAGUCAAAGUCAUCUGUGGUGAUGGGUACAAAAAGCCUAGACAGAACUUCCUCUCCCAAGGAGGUCCUUGCAGCUAGCUCAGAGGAAAACAACAAUGCCAACUCUGAAAAUUCCUCAGGCCUUUCAACUACAGAAGCCAUUACAACUUCCCGUGCAUUAUCAGUAACAAAAGCACAUAACCUAAGAUCACGAAGCUUUCCACUUACCGCUACCCAGUCCUGUGAGAUGAUGAAGACAUACGAUGAAAAAUAUAGCAAAAUCUAUUCCAUCAGUAGCCAGGUGUCAUCUGCUUUAAUGAAAUCUUUGCUUUGCCUUCCUCAGUCCCCAGUCCCUUCGGGAAACAGUGCAUGGGAAGCUCUGGAAACCUUGUCUCAGUCCUCUGUGGAAGAGGAUGGGACUUCUCUCUUACCUGCAAGUGAGAAUCAUCACAUGGAUACUGGAUUUUCUCUAAACCUUUCUGAGUUGAGAGAAUACACUGUGAGCUUAGCAGACAGCGAGAAAGAGGAAGAGAAACAGGAACACGGCUCACCUCAAGCAUCCGGUGUGUCAGGGCAGUCCGUCAUCUCUCUGCUUUCCCCUGAGGAGUUAGCAAAACUUAUAGAGGAAGUAAAAUCAUUAGAUGAAGCAACCUUAAAGGAAUUUGAUGAUAUUCAUGUUACAAUUUUGCAUAAAGAGGAAGACACUGGGCUUGGAUUUAGCCUGGCAGGGGGCGUUGAUCUAGAAAACAAAGUGAUAACAGUUCAUAAAGUGUUUCCCAAUGGACUAGCAUCUCAGGAAGGAACCAUUCAGAAAGGAGAUGAAGUACUGUCCAUUAAUGGAAAGUCCCUUAAAGGUGCAACUCACAAUGAUGCCUCAGCAAUUAUGCGACAGGCUCGACAACCCAGACAAGCUGUUGUCGUCACUAGAAAAGCUAAAGAUGGAGAAAAAAACAGCAUUUCAAUUGAUUCUAGUACAUCUUCAGUAGCAAGUGAUGCCUCACAAGACUCUGCAACUGAAGAUACAAUCUGCACUGUAACUCUAGAAAAAACACCUGCUGGUUUGGGAUUCAGUCUGGAAGGAGGGAAGGGCUCUAUUCAUGGAGACAAACCCAUUGUCAUCAACAGAAUAUUUAAAGGGACUGCGUUAGAACAAAGCAGCACCGUUCAGCCUGGUGAUGAGCUAUUACAAGUGCACACAACUGCCAUGCAAGGACUCACUCGUUUUGAAGCAUGGAAUAUAAUCAAGGCAUUACCUGACGGGCCUAUCACAGCUAUCAUCAAGAGAAGGAAUCCAAGCUCUGUUACCACCAAGGCAUCUGAAACUUUGUAAGAGGAGUUAUUAGACUACUGCCAAUAUUACCAAAAAAUAAAGAAAAAAAUGGGGUGUAGGGGAUUAUCAUUUGGCUAGCAGAGCAAGAUAUUCAGAAAGAAUAUAUGAAAAGUACAUACAAUUUUACUGGCAGAUACAGAGAAAGCUGUUCGGGAUAAAAUGUGAAGAUGUGCACAAAACAUGCAGUAUUAUUAUUUCAACAUUCAGAAGUGGUUGUUACAAAUCGUAGAAUGAUAAAAAUGAUUUAUUAAUAAUAUACUGGUUGUAAUAAAAUGUGACGGCUAUAGUAAGUACUCUCCUAUUUUAAGCCAUUAACUUAAAUAUCAGAAGCACAUUCUAUGGUUAAGUAUUCAGUUCUGUUCUGCUGUUUUUGCUCCCUGCCUUACCUUCACAGAAGGAGGGAAAGCCAACAACUAAACACUGCAACACAGGAUGCAUAAAAGGCAGAGAAAGUGGGAUGCAUCUUAGUGUAUCAAAACUAAAACGUGCCCUGAGAAACUCCAGCUUUUCUAUUCAAACUGCAGAACAGCCAAAAACUAACUAGGGUAACUUUCUACUAGCAGUUGAAAGAGACAUCUUGACUCCAGCAGGCAAACACAGGGGAGCAUCUCAUCGUAUUGCACGGGUGAGGCUGGAAGCUGAGGGUAAUACAGUGGAGGUUCUCCCAACCUUCCUCUGGCCAGACAUCUCAGAGUACUAAAGUGGGAGAGCAACAAGGCCAUUUAGAACCAAGACUUACCUUCUGACCACACAUGUAUUUUGAAAUAUCUCUGCUAGUUUUGUAAGGAAAAGUGCCAGUGUUUCUGAAUUAAACCUUCCAAAUCCAUAUAUUUAUUCUAGAAACACUAAAUAACUUGGACACAAAUCUAUACUUCAAAUGCUGCUAUCAGUAUUCUGGGACUGAUCUCCAAACACUGUAUGGAAUCCUACAAACAGCACGUGCACCUACAGGAAGGCGAUCUUGUGCACCCUUUGGUUCUCUCUAAACUGUUUCUCUCAAGGGAGACAAACAACACCAGGAUAGAAGUAUUCAUUCACUAGUUGAAAGCCAUAUGGCUACACUGGUUGUCAUCCUUGGCUGCUCACCUUCCCCAUAUUCUGGGAAUCUGCUGCAUCCUUCUAAGGUUACACAGGGGAGUCCUCCAAGAUCUUACAGGAUGAUCUUCACUGGGACAUUUGCAUCUCCAAUUUGGCAUAGCAGAAGACUGAAUGUUAAGUGCUCUUAAUUCCUUCUGAAUAGAAAACACUGAGCACUCAGAGAAAGGAUCCUCAAGUUAUUCCAAUGAAGAGAUUCACCUAUCACCUUUAUUGUUCAGAGUAAUAUAAAAAUAUAACAAAUAUACAAUAAAUAGCUAAUAAAAGGCUCCCACUGUCUGCAAAAGGUUUACUUGCAGGAAUAAUCAGUGGUGAUGUGAGCUCUGCUCUUUGAACUUUUUACUAAUUAAUCAUAAUCCUGCAAAGAUCUGCCCAGAUAUCAAACUUCAUGCCCAACUAAAAACUAUAGUAUAUUUACUUAAAUACAUACAAACCUCUGUAAUAUCAGGCCCCAAUCUCUCCUCAGUGAAUGUAUUACCCUUCUUUAAGCACAGAAAGCAGCAAUCUAAAAUGGAAAUACGGACCAACCACAGACCAAAACACCUAGUGGGGAGCGCAAACAGGAGUGAAAGCUCUUCUCUGCCUUAUUGCAUUGAAUUCAGAAAGAUGCUGGAGGUCUGAGUGUCUCUUUAAGUUUCUCUGUGCAGGUGAAUGUGGAGCAAUUUUAGAGAAUCAUUCAGGAAAACAACAAGACAGCAAAAAAAUAUUUAUUUCAUCAUACUUGUACGGAUUUUUACAUCUUUCUUUGCAAAAGAGACUAGAUUAAAAAUUGCUUCCUUUAAAAAUCUAUUCCACAGGGUGAAAAUGACAGUGGAAAACUUUGUAUGCAAAUCUAUACCCCAUACUAAAUAUAAAACAAAUACAGAACAGCAAAGCAUAAUAACCUUGUUAAAUAACCAAAUUACAGCAUUAAAAUCACAACCUACAUUUAAAUUUCUAAUACAGCAAUUUAUUUUCCUUUUGUAAUUAUAUGUAACCAUAAUAAUGUCUGACACUCCUGCAGUAACCAGAAGCAUAAAUAUUUUCAAAAGCUGCACACAUCACUACACACUAGAUCAGGAGCUGAUUUCCCAAGAUAGUGCUGUGAGGUAAACCAGUCUUAGACAGAAAGAAAUGUCCUUAUAGGCUGUCAAGUCACUACUGAGCUACAGAAAAGAUUAUUUACCCGUUAAGACCUCUCACCACAAAAAACGGUAAAAUGUUUAAAAUACGUGAUCAUUACAAGUGCAGUUAAAAAUAGCAAGUAAAGUGCUUAAUGCUCAUUAUUUAUUGCCCCUGUGUCAGUGCAGUUUGGUUCAUGACAUUACGGAAAUCACUGGUUUUGGUAGAGGGAAGGAAAGAGGAGUGUCUAUGUGUCAACCAACAGACCUAUGAAUUGAUUUGCACUGCUAGAUCUUGAUUUAGGAAAAGAAGCACCUAAGAUAUAUUUACCAUGAAGACUACCUGUUAUCUGUGGGAACAAAAAAGUAGAUCCUA
Cygnus olor (mute swan) is the source of this 6920-nucleotide messenger RNA. RefSeq names its product interleukin 16 (gene IL16). The transcript has 21 exons. Gene Ontology annotation, biological process: induction of positive chemotaxis; leukocyte chemotaxis. NCBI's taxonomy places the organism in Eukaryota, Metazoa, Chordata, Aves, Anseriformes, Anatidae. The record is from RefSeq and is a predicted model, not a curated record. Gene Ontology annotation, molecular function: CD4 receptor binding; cytokine activity. The coding region runs from base 51 to 4349 and encodes 1432 amino acids.